AUGUCUGAGCCUAUCCCCGAAGCUAUUCCAACUUCUGCCGACCCGCGCUCCAAGCGACCAACCAAAAAGCGCGCCCUCUCACCGCGCGCCCAGACUGCCGAGCAUAUUAAUGCGCUCUUCGCGAAGCCAGAGUUAGCUUGUGCCACUAGGCAAAUUGGGACGACGGCUUACUCUCAUCCGCCGCCACCAGAAAUCGUUCAGAAUGUGCAGGGUUCGAGUGCCGGUGCGGGAUCAGGAGAAUUCCAUGUGUACAAGGCUAGCCGGAGAAGAGAGUAUGAACGUCUGCGCGACAUGGAAGCUGAGGUUGAACAGGAAAAAGUAAAUGAACAAUGGGAGCGAGAGAAAAAGGAAAGAGAGGAAAGAGAUCGAGAGAGUACCAGAAAAAAAAGAGAAAAAAGAGAUCGUAUGAAGCACCGGAAGCAAAAAGGUGGAUCUAAGGAGGGUGAAGAUAAAAGCAAAGAUCUUCAAACCAAUUCUAUACAACCAACUGCAACGGGUCAGAACCAGCCGCCGGCUUCUGAUGCUGAAUACCAGGCAUUAAAUGUUCCAGAGGAACUGGGAAUUAUUAUUCACGACGACAAUUAG
This is a messenger RNA of Blumeria graminis f. sp. triticale, 585 nucleotides long. The record is from the annotation of a GenBank genome assembly. NCBI's taxonomy places the organism in Eukaryota, Fungi, Ascomycota, Leotiomycetes, Helotiales, Erysiphaceae.